This is a messenger RNA of Capsella rubella, 4917 nucleotides long. Its product is annotated as single-stranded DNA-binding protein WHY1, chloroplastic. Gene Ontology annotation, molecular function: single-stranded DNA binding. The coding region runs from base 3862 to 4662 and encodes 266 amino acids. The record is from RefSeq and is a predicted model, not a curated record. Gene Ontology annotation, biological process: defense response; regulation of DNA-templated transcription. The transcript is spliced from 8 exons. Lineage: Eukaryota; Viridiplantae; Streptophyta; Magnoliopsida; Brassicales; Brassicaceae.
AGCAUAACGGUGGAGUAAAUUGAGGAGGCGGAGGAUCUGGCGGCCAGGCAAAGGUCUUUUCUUCCCCUGUCCGGAUACAGAGCCACCGAUCUCUCUAGCCAUAACGUUAAGCUUCGCUGCUUCACCUUGGAUUCUCAAUGUACGAUUUCUUCCAAUUAUCUUGAUUACUUAGGGUUUCAAAAUUCUACUUUUUUGGUUUUUGGUUUAUGUUUUCGUUUUCGUUAUGAAGCGGUUUUGAAGUUUGAAAACCAUACGAAUCGCGAUUAUGCGUUUCGAUUACAAGUGUUUUUUUUUGUCUUGUUUGUGGUUUUGAUUUUGUUUUGUAACGCUUGGGAUAAGCUGAUAAAGCGUGAUAUUGUUGCGAUCGGUUGUGGUUUGAUGCUUGUGUUUCCGUUUUUGUUUUUCCUUUGUUUUGUUUUCCUUCCAAAACCCAAGAGAGAUCACAGGCAGACACUCAACUAAUGAUGUUCUGUCCGAUUCUCUUUUGGGGACAUUGUCCCGUUGAGUUUGGACCCAUGGCUUAGUCUUUAGACCAGAGACUGAAAACCAAUCCUUUACCCACGGCUUAACAUAAGUAUUCUGACAAAAUACUUUGGAUUGGCUUCAGUUUACUUGCUCAAAGUUCUAUAUACCCACGGCUUAGAAAAAUCUCACCAGUCUUUAGACAGAGACUUGAGUGAGAUUCAGAAAAACCAAUCCUUUUUACCCACGGCUUAAAAAAGUUUUUAGACAAAAAGAUUGGAUUGGUUUUUCUUUGAUGGAAGGAAAAAAGUACCCACGGCUUAGAAGAUUAGUCUCUAAGACUGAUUCUGGGAUUUAAAAAAAUUGAUCCUUUAGACAUGGAUCAUCUUGGCUUUGUGCUAAGGAAAAGGUACCCACGGCUUUGUCCCACGGCUUGCAAACAUUGGUCUUCAGACAUAGACUUGAUGUGAUUCAAAACUGAUCUUUUAGACAUGGAUCUUCUUGGCUUUGUGCUAAGGAAAAGGUACCCACGGCUUUGUCCCACGGCUUGCAAACAUUGGUCUUUAGACAGAGACUUGAUGUGAUUCAAAACAGAUCCUUUAGACAUGGAUCUUCUUGGCUUUGUGCUAAGGAAAAGGUACCCACGGCUUUGUCCCACGGCUUGCAAACAUUGGUCUUCAGACAUAGACUUGAUGUGAUUCAAAACUGAUCUUAGACAUGGAUCUUCUUGGCUAUGUGCUAAGGAAAAGGUACCCACGGCUUAAAAAUAUUGGUCUUUAAACAGAGACUUGAUGAGAUUUAAAACUGAUCUUAGACAUAAAUUGUCUUGGCUUUGUGCUAAGGAAUAGGUACCAAACGGCUUAAAAACAUUGGUCUUUAGACAGAGACUUGAUGAGAUUUAAAACUGGUCAUUUAGACAUAGAUUGUCUUGGCUUUGUGCUAAGGACCUAUGGCUUUGUCCCGUGGCUUAAAAAAAUUGGUCUUUAGACAGAGACUUGGUGAGAUUUAAAACUGAUCCUUUAGACAUAUAUUGCUUGGCUUUGUGCUAAGGUAAAGGUACCCACGGAUUUGUUCCACGGCUUAAAAGCAUUGGUCUUUAAACAGAGACUUGAUGUGAUUCAAAACUGAUCUUUUAGACAUGUCUUGGCUUUGUGCUAAGGAAAAGGGCAUGUGCUCUUACGUACUCUGGAGAAGAUUUUAAGUGUAGCAGACUUCUAUAACAAUCACAGGUAUGUGUUCUUCCACACUUUUUUUUAAUAAUCAGUUACAUAAAAAAAUUCUUUACAUGUUUAAGUUAUAGGAUAUACUAUACAUGAAUUAAGAACUAACUUUGAUAUGUAUUUGCUAUAAUUCUAGAAUUAUAUAUUGAUUGAUUAUAUUACGUAUGGAGAUCACUAAGUUAAAGAAGAAACAUAUAUGUAUUGGUGUGAUAAUAAAAGGCUUGAGCCAUUUCUAUGUAAAAAUAUAUUUAGCCAAAUUAGCAAAAAGGUGGAAUAUGUAUUUUCGUCAGUAUUGUUGAUAUGCUAAGGAAUUUAACCAACGGGCACAAUCUAGUCACGUAAUAUAUAAUAUCCCAUAGCACACAUUAUGUGUUUACAAUGUCAUCUAAAACCUAUUCUUGAUUAGAAAUGAUUUAUUCUCUGGUUUGGUGAUUGUAUGUUUCAUAUAUGUCUCCUAAUGUCAUCUAAAACCUUUUCUUGAUUAGAAAUGAUGGAUUCUCUGUUUUGGUGUUUGUAUGUUUCAUAUGUCUCUCGAUGCAAUCUAAACCUCUCUUGAUUUGAAAUUAUUGUUUCUCUGUUUAGUGAUUGUAUGUUUCAUAUGUCUCUCAAUGUAACCUUAAACCUUUUCUUGAGUAGAAAUGAUUGCUUCUGUCUUGGUGAUUUUAUGUUCCAUAUAUGCUCUUAAUGUCAUCUCAAAAACCUUUUUUGAUUUAUAAAUGAUUGAUUCUUUGUUUUGGUGAUUGUAUGUUUCAUAUAAGUCUCUCAAUGUCAUCUAAAUCUUGCUUGUUUAGAUAUUAUUAAAUUCUCUGCUUUGAUGAUUGUAUGUUUCAUAUGUCUAUUAUUGUAUCAAAUCAACAUAUCCAAGAGUCUCCCUUAUAUAUGGGGAUACAGGUUUGUUAAACUUAAUAAGAGAUCCUUCUUGCAGAGCUCUACCUAAACCAUUUUCAGUACUCUACCUAAACCAUUAUCUUGUAUGUUCCGCUCUUAUAGAAUGUUUACUGUUGUGUGUUGUGGUGAUCAUUUUAAACAAACAAAAUAAAAUGCUUGUAAUACUAUGGUUAUAUUUCAUUGUUGUUCGCAUGUAUAUAAUCUUCCAUCAUGCAUCUUGUUUGCAUCCUUGUUCAAUCGUUGCUAUGUUAGAUUCUAUAUAUGUGUGAGUACUGUAUAAUAAUACCUUGGUUGACUUAUAAUCUAUAUGUUUAGGUAUUAGCGUAUGUCUCUUAGUGUUACAAAGUUGAUGAAACUUAGAUACAUUGAUUCCGUCAGUACCAUUUUAUUUUUCUGAUGCAAAUAUCUUAAUUUAUCUUUGCUUUAAUUUAUUGUUUGAUAAACCCCUGCAUGUGAUUGAUACCAAAUUCAAGAAGCUGGUAGUAUUUAUAACUUCUGGUGUAAUGGUUCUCUGAUCUCUGCUAUUUAAAAUUGAUUCUCUGUUUCGAUUCUAGGCGGUUUGAGAAUUGCUUUUAGCAAAAAUAUUGGUAUCGAGUUCUAUGAGUUUGUCAGGAAACAGAAGCUGCGUAAGCCUCUGUUUUGGUGCAAUUCCUCAACAUAUUUUUUUCUUACAUUCGUCUCUCACAACUCGCUUUUUACAAUUUACAUUCACUCAAAGUGCUCUUAAAACAAGUUCAAAUUCUAGAAAAAACUUUUAAACUAAGUGUUAUUUUGAUUGGUCUUGAAUCUUGGCUGAUCAUGGCCAUUCAGUAUUUUCUAUUCUCACAAGGAAAGUCUUGAAAUAUCAUUUUCUCGAGGGACUUAACAUUUGCUUUUUCCAUCAUCAACUGUUUCUCUGUACAAAUUUGCAACUCUUCAAUAGUAUAAGGUUGUGGUCUUGUGUAGCCAAAAUUGCUUUUGCUUUCUUUUGUUUCUAGUAUCUCUAAAAAAACAUAUUUCAACACUUUCCUUUUCUUUAAUCUAAAAUCUCAACAAGAUACACAUUUUGUAAAUACAAUUCACAAGUAGAAAACUUUACACUUGUAACUAUGGGGACUGUUUAUAAAUUGUUAAGAAACUGAAGGUGUAGAAAACGAAUUAACGAAAAGUCAUCACUUUUCUUUGUCUCGUCGUCGUCUCUCGAGACUCUCCGUCUCUGAGAGUGUAAAAGAAGCACCUUUUUUCUCCUACUUCGUAAUUCGCAGAGAAGAGAAGACACUAACCUGAGAGAGAGGGAGACAAACAAAAAGCGAUGUCGCAACUCUUAUUUUCUCCUCCAGCGGCGGUCAGCUCCAAUCUUCGCUUUCUCUCUUCGUCUUCAGUACUCGUCGCCGGCGGUUUUGGAGUGAAACGGCAUGGGUUCGUCUUGAAACCGACGAAGAAGACGGUGAAGCUCUCGGUUAAGUCCCGCCAGACGGAUUACUUCGAGAAGCAGAGGUUCGGCGACUCUUCUUCUUCGCCUUCAUACUCCUCGCAAAAUGCUGAAGGAUCGCCUGCUAGAUUUUAUGUGGGUCAUUCGAUAUACAAAGGGAAAGCUGCGUUAACAGUAGAGCCGAGAGCACCAGAGUUUGUGGCUUUAGACUCUGGAGCUUUCAAGCUGUCAAAAGAUGGUUUUCUACUGCUCCAGUUUGCUCCUUCAGCUGGUGUACGACAAUACGAUUGGAGCAAGAAACAGGUGUUCUCAUUGUCUGUUACAGAAAUCGGAACUCUGGUUAGCUUAGGCCCGAAAGAAUCAUGUGAAUUCUUCCAUGAUCCAUUCAAGGGUAAAAGUGAUGAAGGAAAAGUGAGGAAAGUGUUGAAAGUUGAGCCUCUCCCAGAUGGCUCUGGUCACUUCUUCAACCUAAGUGUACAAAACAAGCUUUUGAAUGUGGAUGAUAACAUUUAUAUACCAAUCACUAGAGCAGAGUUUGCUGUUCUUAUCUCUGCUUUCAAUUUUGUCUUGCCUUACCUUAUAGGCUGGCAUGCAUUUGCAAACUCCAUCAAACCAGAAGACUCAAACCGGAUGAACAAUGCGUCGCCUAACUAUGGAGGAGACUAUGAAUGGAAUAGAUAAUGAAUCUUAGGGAUACAUCAGAGAUUAUCCUUUUUCUUUUGUUUGCUGAUAGGGUUGAUCUCUGUUUGUAGAAUUGUAGGUAGCAGAAGAGACUAAACGCAGUAUAUUUUUCCCAGUCCUUUUGAGUUUUGACCAAAAACAUGGAAGCGCAAAGCCAGAUCUUUUAUGUUACAUGGGUUGUAUCUCAAAACAAUAGUCAACUGUCCUUAUUCUAGCUGUUUUUGAUAUGAGAGAACGUCAAAAUAAUUUGCAUUG